This is a messenger RNA of Trichoderma breve, 3870 nucleotides long. Its product is annotated as p5-type ATPase cation transporter domain-containing protein. NCBI's taxonomy places the organism in Eukaryota, Fungi, Ascomycota, Sordariomycetes, Hypocreales, Hypocreaceae. Gene Ontology annotation, cellular component: membrane. Gene Ontology annotation, biological process: intracellular calcium ion homeostasis. The record is from RefSeq and is a predicted model, not a curated record. Gene Ontology annotation, molecular function: ATPase-coupled monoatomic cation transmembrane transporter activity; P-type ion transporter activity; ATP binding. Bases 1 to 3870 code for a protein of 1289 amino acids. The transcript is spliced from 14 exons.
AUGGAUCACCGUGAUACCGCAUCAGCACGCCCGGCUGGUGAGCCGGCUGCUGUUCCGGCUCGUCCACGCCCUCCAUAUUUACGCCCCGACAGCAAUCAGAGUAGCUCGGGCAUUUUUGACGAUGUCGAGAUGGCCCACGAUGAGCUCUUCUCUGGCCCCAUUGCCGAAAGUCUUCCAAGCAGUGUCUCAGCAUUUUCUCAUCGUCGAACUCGAGCCGAUUCAACGACCAGCUUCGUCUACUACGAAAACGAUGAAACGAACGAUGACAUAGGAGACAACCAUGAAUUUGCCAUAUCACCGCUAGACGACGAUGAUCAUUCGGCGGAUGACGACUUCCUAGCUUACAACCACGACUAUAUGCUUCAUCGAUGUUCCUCGACGCAAUCGCGAACCUCUGUACACGCGCAUCUUCUUCGCAGAGAUAGCAACAUUACCACCGCUAGCUCACAUCCAUUCAAUCGCACCAGUCAAAAAGUUUACGUGGAGAGUGAGGAUCUGACAAUUGCAAUUGCUGGAUUUCGCACAAGAAUCACAGGCUAUAUAGCGUAUAUAACCUUGUGUAUUCUGACUGGGGGUAUUGCCUACCUGGUCUUCAGAUGGAUGCCCAGGCUGUACAUCUCUCUCCUGGGGCAGGCCUGCCCUUUGAGAGACUGUAGCUGGGUUGUGAUUGAGAAUCAGUGGGGGGAAAUGGAAAUUCAACAAGUACGAAUUCAGGACUACGGCCAGCCCCUUUCCUCUAUAUUUGGACUCCCAGAAAAAUCUUUAUCUUAUGGUCUAGAUGAUGAGAAUGAUCCUGUCGUCGAUGACCUUCGAUCGCUCAAUUACCGUUACAUUCGAUUUUGUUACCACCCUCUCAAAGAUAAAUUCGUUCUGUUGAGUGGAUGGAAAGAUCCCAGUUGGACCGAUAUGCAAGCUGUGCGGACUGGUCUUGAUAGUGACGAAAAAUCGACUCGCGAGAUUAUCUUUGGAAACAAUCUUAUUGACAUAGCGCAAAAAUCCGUGGGCCAGCUGCUUGUUGACGAGGUGUUACAUCCAUUCUACAUAUUCCAGAUUGCGAGUAUCGUUCUUUGGUCACUGGAUUCAUAUUACUACUACGCAAUAUGCAUUUUUGUCAUGUCAGUUGGAAGCAUAGCGACGACCCUCAUUGAAACCCGGGCAACAAUGAAACGACUUCGCGAAAUUUCUCGCUUUGAAUGCGACGUCCGAGUUCUUCGAAAUGGGUUUUGGACAUAUAUAUCAUCAGGCGAUCUUAUUCCUGGUGAUGUUUACGAAUUAAGCGACCCUAACCUGUCUCAGCUUCCCAGCGACAGCUUGUUACUUACAGGUGACUGUAUCGUCAAUGAGAGCAUGCUUACAGGAGAAUCUGUUCCUGUUUCGAAGAUUCCAGCGACCGACAGUACGCUAGCACAACUCGACCUUACUGCUUCGUCUGUUUCUCCCGAAGUUGCACGCCACUUUCUCUUCUGUGGAACAAAAAUCAUUCGGGCAAGGCGCCCCCAAGAAGAUUUAGGCGGCGAUGCAGUUGCUCUGGCGCUCGUUGUCAGAAUCGGAUUCAGUACUACCAAAGGUGCUCUCGUGCGGUCCAUGCUGUUUCCCAAGCCCUCGGGAUUCAAGUUUUAUCGCGAUUCAUUUAGGUAUAUCAGCGUCAUGGCUGUUAUUGCCGUGCUUGGAUUUAUUGCCUCUUUCAUCAAUUUCAUCCGGCUGCAGCUGGAGUGGCAUCUGAUCAUUGUUCGUGCCCUUGAUCUUAUAACCAUUGUCGUGCCGCCAGCUCUUCCUGCAACAUUAACUAUUGGCACCAACUUUGCACUUGCUCGCUUGAAGAAAGCCAAGAUCUUCUGCAUCAGCCCACAGAGAGUGAACGUUGGCGGAAAGCUCGAUAUCAUGUGCUUCGAUAAGACAGGCACUCUAACAGAAGACGGCCUGGAUGUCCUUGGAGUUCGAGUUGUUUCAGUGGACGAGCAUAAAUUUAGCGAUAGCAUCUUGCAAGCCGCUCUCCAUGCUAUGGCAACUUGCCACUCUCUUCGCUCCGUUGACGGCGAGCUUGUUGGCGACCCCUUGGAUCUCAAAAUGUUCGAAUUUACGGGCUGGUCUUUUGAAGAAGGGAAGCACAAUGUUGUAGAAGGUGAAGAUGAGGAAUACGGCAGCCUUUCGCCUUCGAUUGCCUCCCCGCCAGAUAAAUCUAUUCAACUAGGCGUUCUUAAGUCGUUUGAAUUUGUCUCGCAGCUCCGAAGAUCCAGCGUCAUCGUGAGACACUUUGGGAAGAAGGAUGGUGACAUCUUCGUCAAGGGCGCACCAGAAGCUAUGCGUGAAAUAUGUCGACCCAGUAGCAUUCCCAAGGAUUAUGAUGAGUUGCUCUCUUACUAUACUCACAAGGGUUAUCGUGUCAUUGGUUGCGCAACACGACAUCUUAACCGUUUGAGUUGGGUUAAGGCGCAAAAGAUGACCCGUACUGAAGUUGAGCGAGAUCUUGAUUUCAUCGGCUUCAUCAUUUUCGAGAACAAGUUGAAGCCAAGCACAGCGGGUGUUUUGAAGGAACUCAAAGAUUCCAACAUUGCCACAGUGAUGGUAACAGGUGAUAACAUUCUGACGGCUGUCAGUGUUGCCAGAGAGUGCGGGCUUCUUGACCGCCAUGCACAAUGUUAUGUGCCUCGAUUUCUCCAAGGUGACUCUCGGGAUCCCACGGCAGAGUUGCAGUGGGAGAGCAUCGACAACAGCAUCUACUGUCUCGACAGUACAAGUCUGACGCCGCUUCCAGCGCCACCAGAAGGCGAUAUCUCGCUUCCUUACGACAUUUCCAAUAUGCAAAACUAUUCUCUGGCUGUAAGCGGUGAUGUGUUCCGCUGGAUAGUCGACUAUGCCCCAGCGGACUUGUUAUCAAAGAUGCUCGUGAAAGGCAAAGUUUUCGCUAGGAUGUCACCAGAUGAAAAGCACGAAUUGGUCGAGAAGUUACAAAGCAUAGAUUAUUCUUGUGGUUUCUGCGGCGAUGGCGCGAAUGACUGCGGCGCUCUGAAAGCUGCGGAUGUGGGCAUUUCGUUGUCGCAGGCAGAGGCUUCGGUUGCCGCACCGUUCACAUCGCAGGUGUUCGACAUACGAUGUGUCCUAGAAGUCAUCAGAGAGGGGCGAGCGGCUCUUGUAACAAGCUUCAGCUGUUUCAAGUACAUGAGCCUAUACUCGGCAAUUCAGUUCACAUCAGUCAGCUUUCUCUAUACCAAAGGCUCGAAUCUGGGAGACUUUCAAUUCCUCUUCAUCGACCUUCUCCUCAUCCUUCCAAUCGCUAUCUUUAUGGGCUGGGCCGGGCCGGCCGAAAGGCUUUGCAGAAAGCGACCAACGGCGGACCUCGUUUCCCGCAAGGUCCUUGUCCCUUUGCUUGGAUUGAUGGGGGUCAGCAUCCUAAUUCAAGCCAUCACAUACGUCACAGUUAGGGAGCAGUCUUGGUACGUGCCGCCGCAGCUGAGCCAUGACGAAACUAGCAUCAAGAGCUCAGAGAAUACUGCACUGUUCUUGGUUUCAUGUUUCGAGUAUAUUUUCUCCGGAGUAAUCCUCAAUGCAGGACCUCCUUUUAGACACCCCCUGUGGGAGAAUUGGCCAUUCAUCUCAACCAUCAUUCUGAGUCUGGUAGUGACUGUAUACAUGAUUGCAGGCCCAGCACCUUGGCUGUAUGAUUUGAUGCAAUUGAGCUACAUGAGCUUGGACUACAAUUUGUUCCUGGUCUUGCUUGGGUUCAUGUAUUUCGCCCUGGCCUGGGUAUACCAAGAGUUCCUCUCACUGCGACUGGCGAGACUCCUGGGUACCAUUAACAAAUGGGUUACCGGGCGAGCAAAGACAAGGAAGCAAUACAAACUGAUACAGGAGGAAAUGAAUGGGAAAUGA